GUUCGCGCCACGAAAUUUAAAGCCAAUGUAAAAACUUACGCUCCCUCUACUUUCCCCUCUUGUCGCGCUUGCAACGGGCUUCAUUAGUUGUUUUCGUGCGAGAGUGUACGCCACGCGUUGUUUUGUUUUUACCACUCAACGUUUUUUACCUUAUUAGAUGGGUCAUAAACGGAAAGCUAAAAAGCUAAUUCGUAAGCGAAAUAAAAGAAGGAGGAAAGAUGAUCGAUUACAGGAUAUCGCGUAUAAUAUUUUAUGCGAAUUGCGGUCGAAGCAAGGUCGUGACAGCGAUACGGAGGUAGAUACCAGUGCUGAUUCAGAGCAAUCAGCAUCAACACCGCGUGCCGGUCCUUCGGAAACAAGUUUUGAUAAUCGAGAUUUAUCAUCUCUCCUUUACGAAAGUGAAGCAAGCGCAGACGGGGAAAAAGAAAACGUGCCUCCCUCUUCGAUUCCGUCAGAAUUCCUAACUUUGUUGGGCCAAUCCACAGAACCGGCAGUUACCUUACACAAUGAACUGCAUGUCGAGUUAGUCUCUCGCUGGGAGAGUAUCUUGAAAUCGGGGUUGGAUCCACAAGUGGCCAACGAUUUAAUAUCCAAGUAUCCCCCAGCAGAAAACUGCAAGGUCAUUGGGGUACCUAAAUUAAACCCCGAAAUCGAAACCGCCAUGACAGAACAACACAAGCAAAGGGACAAACGAUUAGCCGAAACUCAGGGACGACUUGCAGCAGCUCUCGCAGCAAUCGGCAGGAGUUUGACGAUUUUGUUAACUCAGGAGGGGAGCGAUCUAGGGCUGACCCUUAUUGAGUACCUGAGCGAUGCGAGUCGCCUUCUCUCCGAUGCUCAUCACCAAGAAUCCGAGGCUAGAAGAUUUUUAGUGGCAUCAGGCCUAAAUAAGCAAUGCCGGGAGACUAUUGCUGCAGCUCCUAUAGGUGAAUGGCUUUUCGGAAAUGAUCUUACAGAGCGUAUGAAGGCUGCGAAGACCCUUGAACGUUCAUCAACUGAAUUCAAACCUACGAAGCCAAAACCUAUAAUUAAAAACUUCCCUAAAAGGCAGGGAAAUGCGAGGGGUCUGCCUCGGACGCUGAACACAUCCAGUCGGGGCAGACCGAAAAACUACAUACCACAACUGAGAGACCGCUACCAACAGUUACCCAGAAAAUAUUAUCAAAAUCAGUCCCAACACCAGAAUCGUCGUUAGUGAAGGUAAACAGGUCAGCCGGAAGAUUAAGUUUUUUUGUAAAUGCUUGGCGUGGAAUAACCCGAGAUCCGGUUAUUCUUUCUUGGAUUGAGGGCUAUACUAUACCUUUUAGUAAACAACCGAUACAAACUUAUCGGCCAAAGCAGAUGCGAUGGUCGAAAACUGAAUUAUCAGUAGUUAAAAUUCAUUUAACUAGUUUGUUAUGUAAUGGAGUAAUUUCAAAAUGUCGCCCUUCAAGGGGCCAAUUUGUGUCGAACAUUUUUUUAGUGCCCAAGCCUGAUGGUUCACACAGACUAAUCCUUAACUUAAAAGAGCUUAACCAGUACAUAGAAACUCAACAUUUUAAAUUAGAAGACUAUAGAUCAGUUACUAAGUUAGUUACGGAGAAUUGUUUUUUCGCAUCUCUGGACUUAAAGGAUGCAUAUCACUUAGUCCCAAUUAGAGUUAAGGAUAGGAAGUUUCUAAGAUUUUACUUUGAGGAAGAGCUUUUUCAAUUUAAUUGUCUUCCUUUUGGGCUUUGCACUGCUCCUUUAGUGUUUACAAAAAUAUUGAAACCAGUUUUUGCCAAACAUAGACUACAAAAUUUUGGGUCUAAUGUUUAUCUAGAUGAUUUCUUACUUCUUGGAGACUCGUUUCGCGAUUGUUUAUCUAAUGUUGCCACUACAAGAUCUCUACUGGAAGAACUAGGGUUCAUUAUAAACGAGAAAAAGAGCCGAUUUACACCCAGUCAGAGUAUACAGUACCUAGGCCUUGUUUUUAAUUCUCGCUCGAUGACAGUUAGUCUUCCAGUUGAGAAGCAAAAACGUAUUCUGCAAGAUAUCCACACUUUAGAGACUAAACUUAGUUGCAAAAUUAGAACCUUCGCAAAAUUCAUUGGUAGGAUUAUUGCAGCAACGCCUGCGGUUCGUUAUGCGAUGCUGUACACUAAGAAUUUUGAAAGGCAAAAAUUCUUAGCUCUUAAAAAGUCAGGGGGGGAGUACAACAGUACUAUGACAAUUCCCUCCACACUGCGGCACGAUUUUCUUUGGUGGAAGUCUCACAUUCAGGAAAGCAGAUGUAUUAGACCCAUAAAUUACACAAUGGAGAUUUUUAGUGAUGCAUCUCUUUCGGGCUGGGGAGUAGCUUGUUCAGGUAAAAGGUCUCAUGGAUUCUGGACACGAAUGGAAAGCAAAAAUCAUAUCAAUUUUGUGGAGUUGCAGGCAGCCUUUUUUGGUUUGAGGUGCUUUGCAGCUAAUUUUAAACAAACCAAUAUUUUACUCAGAAUAGACAAUACCACUGCUAUAUCUUAUAUAAACAGAAUGGGGGGUGUCCAGUAUCCACAUUUAAAUACGUUGACUCGAGAUAUUUGGCAGUGGUGUGAGAAACGCGAAUUAUGGAUUUUUGCUUCGUAUAUUCAAUCUUCCGAUUAUGUUGAAGCAGAUCGCGAAUCAAGGCGUAAGGUUUCUGAAUCUGAAUACGAGUUAUGUGAUCUUGCCUUCCGAAAAAUCUGUACCGAUUUAAGACAUCCAGACAUAGAUUUUUUCGCUUCUAGAACCAAUAAUAAGUGUGAACGAUAUUUUUCCUGGCUUAGGGACCCAGGAGCAGAAGCAGUGGAUGCCUUCACUGUAAAUUGGGUUGAUAAAAAUUUUUAUGCUUUCCCUCCUUUCGCGUUAAUUCUCAGAGUACUUCAGAAAAUUAAGUCCGAUAACGCGGAAGGGGUUUUGGUUGUUCCCUUUUGGCCUACACAACCUUGGUGGCCAUUAUUUAAUGCAUUAUUAAUUAAACCACCUAUUUAUUUCAAACCUAAUCCUAACUUGUUGUUAUCUGCUGAUAGGACGCCACAUCCGCUGCACGUAACCCUUACCCUGGUAGCAGGACUGUUAUCAGGCUAGCCUUAGAAAACAAGGGAAUUCCAGAGAUGGCCGUGGAAGUAUCCCUCGCCUCGCUGACCAAAUCCUCAAUAAGUCAAUAUAACCAUGGCUUAAAAUUAUGGUGGGAUUUCUGUGUAGGAAACAAAUUCGAUCCCUUUAUUCUCAACUUUAACAACAUUUUAAGUUUUUUAAGCGAUUUGUUUAAUAGAGGAUUUAGUUACAGUAAUCUUAAUACCGUUCGGUCAGCCCUCUCGUUAAUACUUUCACCAGAAGUAGGGUCUGACGCUAGAAUUAAACGGUUUUUUAGAGGGGUCUUUAAGUUAAGACCAUCCUCUCCCAAAUACAUACUUGGGAUCCUACCAUAGUUUUAAGCCAUUUAUCAACAUACUACCCUAACCAGGACUUAAGUUUGGAACAACUAACACGUAAGCUUGUUACGUUACUAAUACUAAUAACCGCACAUCGAGUGCAGACGUUGUCUCUGAUCAGAGUUAAAAAUAUUAUUUUGAACGAGGACAAAAUUCAGAUAAGGAUUCCAGAUAGAAUAAAAACCUCAGGACCUAAAAGCUUCCAACCAAUACUGGAAAUUCCUUUCUUUCAUGAAAAGCCGGCUUUAUGUGUGGCAAGUACUUUACAACACUACUUGGGGAGAACAGAAACCUUAAGAACGCCGAUGAUUUCAAACUUGUUCAUUACAUUUAGAAAACCGCACAAGACCGCAUCGACUCAGUCAAUCAGUCGUUGGAUUAAGAGUACUCUGGCUGAAUGUGGUAUCGACACCAAGAUUUUUACUGCACAUAGUACUAGACACGCUGCUACCUCCAUGGCUGCAAGAAAGGGCGUCAGUCUAGACGUUAUUAGAAAUACAGCAGGUUGGUCUGCUUCAUCACGGGUAUUUGCUCAGUUUUAUAAUCGACCAGUGUUAGAAGAGCAGUCGGUGGCAAAUGCCAUUUUAGGAUUAUUGUAACCUUAGAUUUAGUUGUAUAACUUUAGAUCGUUGUCAUUGUAAGGAAUAAAAUCCUUUCUUGGUUUCUGCUCGUUUGGUUGCAACUGCUUUAAACAUCUACACUAUAUGAUCUAGAGGACGAGAUGCGAAAUAAAAUUUUAAGAUUAAACGAACUUACCUUAAGUGAAGUUCAAUCUAAAUUUUAUGAAGCAUCUCGUCCGAAUAGAUCAUAGCCCUCCCUUCCCAGCCCUAUUUUUUGGAGUUGCAACAAAGAAGCAGAAUGGCUGUAAAAAAUGAAGCCCGUUGCAAGCGCGACAAGAGGGGAAAGUAGAGGGAGCGUAAGUUUUUACAUUGGCUUUAAAUUUCGUGGCGCGAACACUGAAACAACUACACUACACUAUAUGAUCUAUUCGGACGAGAUGCUUCAUAAAAUUUAGAUUGAACUUCACUUAAGGUAAGUUCGUUUAAUCUUAAAAUUUUACUUUGUUGCAAUCGGAAUCUACAAUCACACAUAACAAUUAUAUCUUAGUUUAUGAAAAUAU
This is a messenger RNA of Photinus pyralis (common eastern firefly), 4533 nucleotides long. RefSeq lists its product as uncharacterized. The record is from RefSeq and is a predicted model, not a curated record. The transcript has 2 exons. The coding region runs from base 1342 to 3066 and encodes 574 amino acids. Lineage: Eukaryota; Metazoa; Arthropoda; Insecta; Coleoptera; Lampyridae. Gene Ontology annotation, molecular function: RNA-DNA hybrid ribonuclease activity; nucleic acid binding.